Molecule: messenger RNA, 768 nt
Organism: Helianthus annuus (common sunflower)
Lineage: Eukaryota; Viridiplantae; Streptophyta; Magnoliopsida; Asterales; Asteraceae
Exons: 2
Coding region: 1-768 (255 amino acids)
Source: RefSeq, a predicted model, not a curated record
AUGGUAAAUUUUUACUACAAAGAGUUUUUUGCGGAUGGCGAUGAUUCCACCGAUGAGGAGGUUGAGCAAGAGGCGGUUAGGAGUGCUUGUCAACUAGCGGUGAGAUAUGUGAACCAUUGUCGUCGGCCCCAAGUAGAAAAAAAUAAAAGAGGUUAUAUUGAACGAGACCGACGCGCGGCACACGAUCGUUUGAUGAAAGAUUAUUUUGAUGAGGCGCCGACAUUUUCGAACCAAAUGUUUAGGGGUCGUUUCCGAAUGAGUAAGCGGUUGUUUCUACGCAUAGUCGACGACUUGGAAGCCAACUACGAUUAUUUUAAACAAAGAGCGGAUGCGAGAGGGUCACUUGGAUUUACCGGUAUCCAAAAAUGUACUUCAGCGUUAAGAAUCCUUGCUUAUGGAAACACAACCGACAUCAACGAAGAGUAUCUAAAAAUGGGCGAGAAAACAACGCGAGACACCUUGGAGCAUUUUUGUCGUGGUAUUAUUGAUGUGUAUGGUGCGCGUUAUCUUAGAACGCCCACAUGGGACGACCUUCAAAAGAUCUACGAGGUACAUUCGGCGGAGCAUGGUUUGCCUGGUAUGAUCGGGAGCAUAGAUUGCAUGCAUUGGCGUUGGGAUAACUGCCCGACCGCAUGGCGAGGCCAACACACACGGGAUGACCAAAAAAGGACCCACUGUUAUUCUUCAGGCGGUUGCUUCACAGGACAUUUGGGUUUGGUCGGCUUACUUUGGCAUGGUAGGGUCAUGCAAUGGUAUCAAUGUUUUUGA